AUGGCGGCGGCGCAGAGCUGGCGCUGGUUCCCGGCCGUCGCUCUGGGAGCUUCUCUGCUGAAAUGCCUCUUUAUGAACGCGUAUCAUUCCACAGACUUCGAGGUGCACAGGAACUGGUUGGCCAUCACACACAGUCUGCCGGUGUCCAGGUGGUACCACGAGAACUCGUCGGAGUGGACUCUGGACUACCCGCCGCUGUUCGCCUGGUUCGAGUUCGGCCUGUCCCACGUGGCUCAGCACUUUGACAGAAACAUGCUGGUGGUGGAGAACCUGAACUACGUCAGCCCGCCGACUGUGCUCUUCCAGAGGCUGUCGGUCAUCUUCACUGACCUGGUUUUUAUCUACGCUGCCAGAGAGUGCUGCCGGUGCGUUCAGGAGCAGAAAGGCUCUCGGGACGUUUUGAACCGCCCGUCCUUCGUCCUGGCUGUUCUGCUGCUCUGGAACUUCGGCCUCCUCAUCGUCGACCACAUUCAUUUCCAGUAUAACGGCUUCUUGUUUGGCUUCCUGCUGCUCUCGGUGGCAAAACACCUGCAGCAUCGACACCCAGGGGCGCUGCUGUUCUCCGUGCUGCUCAACCUGAAGCACAUCUACCUGUACGUGGCUCCGGCCUACGGAGUCUACCUGCUGAGGAGCUACUGCUUCACUCAGGACCACAACGACGGCUCCAUCAGGUGGAGAAGUUUCAGUCCGCUCCGUCUGGUAGCUCUGGGCAGCAUCGUGGCCUCCGUCUGCGCUCUGUCCUUCGGGCCCUUCAUCGCCAUGGGUCAGCUCCCUCAGGUGCUGUCCCGUCUCUUCCCCUUUAAGCGGGGCCUCUGUCAUGCCUACUGGGCCCCCAACAUCUGGGCGCUCUACAACAUGCUGGACAAAAGCCUGGCGACGCUCGGUGUCCGUCUGAAGCUGCUGGAGGAGGCGGAGCUUCCUCGAGCCUCCAUGACGGGCGGUUUGGUUCAGGAGUUCCAGCACUCGGUCCUCCCCUCCGUCACUCCCUCCGUCACUCUCGUCUGCACUCUGCUCUCCAUCCUGCCGGCGGUGGCGUCCAUCUGGCGGCGUCCUCGCGGUGCUCGGGGUUUCCUGCGCUGCCUGCUGCUCUGCGCUCUGGGUUCCUUCAUGUUCGGAUGGCACGUCCACGAGAAGGCCGUCCUCCUCGCCAUCCUGCCGCUCAGCAUCCUGGCGGUCGAGAGCAGAGAGGAUGCUGGGAUAUUCCUGGUUCUGACCACCACAGGUCACUACUCGCUGUUCCCGCUGCUCUUCACCCCCGCAGAGCUGCCCAUCAAAGUGCUUCUGAUGCUGAUAUUUACCAUCUACUCUUUCACUGCUCUGAGGAAACUUCACAGCGCUCAGGGCUCUCUGCUCCGUCCUCUGGAGUCCGUCUACCUGCUGGGCCUCGUUGCCGUGGCGACCGCCUGCGAGGUGGUCUUCCCCCUGUCGCCAUGGCAACAGAAGCUGCCCUUCCUCCCCCUGCUGGUGACCUCGGUGUACUGCUCCGUGGGCGUCUGUCACUCCUUCCUGCGUCUGUACGUCAGUCUGCUGAGGCAGGAGGAGAAGCACAAGCAGCUGUGAGAGGCCGCAGGUUAGAUACCCAGCACGCCUGCAUCCUGCACAGGUGCCCCUGAGCAAGGCACUCGGACGCUGACCGAUGAAUCAGGAGGAAGUGACCGUCAUGGUUCCAGUAACUCUGCUGGUGAUCCUGGGUCCGUUUUAGUUCUUUUUCUUCUUCUUCUUCUGGAGUACUGACCAAACACAGAUCACAUGACCACAACAUCCAGCGUAAACAUCAGUGUUUGAUGUCGGGCUCAAAUGUUACUUUAGUCUAUUGAUCGUGAUGAUAACAUAAUCUAUCCUGAACCCUGCGGACCACGAGACAGAAACACAUCCUCAGCUGGAGUUUAGCCGAGCUCAGAUCUAUGAAUCUAACACAGGUUUGAGGUUAUGGUUGCAGACUGAAACAAUGAAGAACGACUUUCAGCCAAAAAUGAUAAAGGUCAAUUAAAAAAAAAUAGAAGCUGAAUUCCCGCUAGUGAAUGCUGACUCUGUGGAGGUCUUCAGUUGUGUUUUGCAUGUAGAUCUGUAAAUGAUUCUUAAAAUGCUUGGCUGUAUAUUUCCGUUGACUUUAGCUUCCAUACGCUGAAUAACGGCACAAUCAAAGUUACAAUAACAUCAUAUUUUAUAUGUUUGAGGCUCAAGUGUUGACACGAGUAAUUAUACUAUUAAUUAUUCAUCACUAGAAACAUUUCCAACUCGUUUCACUUCCUUUUUUAAGUUUGGGCUUUACAGACACACAGUACAAACACAUGACAUUUCACAAUAUAGAAAUUUGCCCAACAAUUAAAGUUGAUUGAAUUAUUUUGCACCGAGUGUUUAAAGUCUGUAUUUCUGCACAGCUGCAGAUAAGAAAAGGCGACAAUAACGUUAAUAGUUUCAGUGUUGGCUGCGUGAUCGUCUCUGACUCAUCUCAUCCAAACAUGUUUUUUAUUAAACGAGACUCUUUUUCAGUCCAUGUUUUUUCGCGUUAGCCUUUCAAAAAAACAUGUUCACUGCGAUCAAAAAACAUUUCACUCUCCCACUUGCUAAACAAAGAGAGGCAACACUUACAAGUUAUAUUCAUUAAAGAAAGGUGAUUUAAUAAAAAAACUAAAAAAGAUUAAUCACUUUCUUUUUUAAUUGAGGAUUUUGUUUGAGUUCUGAAGACAGCUUCACUUAAAAAAGUCUCAAUUAAAGCUUCGGUACAUUCAGCACGGCCCUGAUGUUUAGAUCACCCAGCCUUGAUGCAGAAGCAAUGCAUGCUGGGAUAGAUUCCAGCCUCCCACGACCCGUUAUGGAAGGUGCAUGACAGGAACGAUGCAUCACAUCAGCUGAAAGUGUUUUAUUUAUUUGAAAACAUUUGACCUUUGUGUGUAAAGCUCUCCUCCUCAAACAGAGUCCAGCGUCUCUUCUUCUCACUAACUAAACUCAUCUCAGACUUUAUGGACCAGAAUCCAACUCGGCUAAAGAACCUUUUUAGUUUCUGGACUGAUUGAACUGUCGGUCUCACCUGAGACGUUCAGGUGAAUGAAACUCUAUCUACUUCCUGUUUUUAUUCAAUAAAAACACUUGGGACCAAAACAGAACUGAAA
Messenger RNA from Anoplopoma fimbria (sablefish), 3113 nucleotides. It is a transcript of the gene alg8, whose product is annotated as ALG8 alpha-1,3-glucosyltransferase. Gene Ontology annotation, biological process: protein N-linked glycosylation. The record is from RefSeq and is a predicted model, not a curated record. Gene Ontology annotation, cellular component: endoplasmic reticulum membrane. Gene Ontology annotation, molecular function: dolichyl pyrophosphate Glc1Man9GlcNAc2 alpha-1,3-glucosyltransferase activity. Lineage: Eukaryota; Metazoa; Chordata; Actinopteri; Perciformes; Anoplopomatidae.